UCGCCCCCGCCCUCGGCUCCUCUUAAUCGAGGUCCGCUGGAGGCUCGGGGCGCGCCGGACCGACACUCCUCGCGGCUCCUCCCCGGCGGCGGCGGCGGCGGCUCGGAGCGGGCUCCGGGGCUGGAAGGCAACGGCUGGAGGACGCCGGGCUGCGAGGAUUACCGGGGGGAGUGGCUGUCUCUCGGCCGGAGCCGCGGAGAGGGGCGCUCGGGGCGGAGGGCCGGCGCGCGGGGCCGGCGGCGGCGGAGCCAGCGGACACAGGCUCGGGCGGCUGCGGCGGGCGCCCGCCAGGAGCGCGGGCACCGGGCGAGCAGGCCGCGUCGCGCUCACCAUGGUCAGCUGCGGGGACACCGGGGUCCUGCUGUGCGCGCUGCUCGGCGGGCUGCUUCUCACAGGAUCUAGUUCAGGUUCAAAGUUAAAAGGCCCUGAACUGAGUUUAAAAGGCACCCAGCACGUGAUGCAAGCAGGCCAGACGCUGUAUCUCAAAUGCAGAGGGGAAGCGGCCCAUUCAUGGUCUUUGCCUGCAGCAGUGAGUAAGGAAAGCCAAAGCCAAAGCCGGAGGCUGAGUAUAACUAAAUCUGCUUGUGGAAGGAACGGCAAGCAGUUCUGCAGUACUUUGACCUUGAACGCGGCUCAGGCAAACCACACAGGCUUCUACAGCUGCAAAUAUCUCUCUACACAUGUUUCCAAGAAGAAGAAAGCAGAAUCUACAAUCUACAUAUUUAUUAGUGAUACAGGUAGACCUUUCUUAGAGAUGCACAGUGAAAUCCCUGAAAUUAUAAAUAUGACCGAAGGAAAGGAGGUCGUCAUCCCCUGCCGGGUUACAUCACCCAACAUCACUGUUACUUUAAAAAAGUUUCCAUUUGAUACUCUGAUCCCUGAUGGAAAAAGAAUAACCUGGGACAGUAGGAAGGGUUUUAUAAUAUCAAAUGCAACAUACAAAGAAAUAGGACUUCUGACCUGUGAAACAACAGUCAACGGACAUUUGUACAAGACAAACUAUCUCACACUUCGACAAACCAACACCAUCACAGACGUCCAAAUAAGCACGCCAAGACCAGUCAGAUUACUAAGAGGUCAAGCUCUCACCCUCAACUGCACGGCUACCACUCCCUUGAACACAAGAGUUCAGAUGACCUGGAGUUACCCUGGGGAAAUAAAAAAGAGAGCCUCUAUAAGGCGACGAAUUGACCAACGCAAUUCCCAUAACAAUAUAUUCUACAGCAUUCUUGUUAUUGACAAAGUGCAGAACAAAGACAAAGGACUUUACAUUUGUCACGUGAAAAGUGGUCCAUCAUUUAAAUCUGUUAACACCUCAGUGCAUAUAUAUGAUAAAGCAUUCAUCACGGUGAAGCGUCAGCAACGGCAGGUGUUCGAGACUGUAGCUGGCAAGCGGUCUUAUCGACUCGCUAUGAAAGUGAAGGCGUUCCCCUCGCCAGAAGUUGUAUGGUUAAAAGAUGGGUUACCAGCAACUGAGAGAUCUGCCCGCUAUUUGGUUCGUGGCUAUUCGUUAAUUAUCAAAGAUGUGACUGCCGAAGAUGCAGGGGAUUACACCGUCUUGCUGGGCAUAAAACAGUCAAACGUGUUCAAAAACCUCACUGCCACUCUAAUUGUCAAUGUGAAACCCCAGAUUUAUGAAAAGGCUGUAUCAUCAUUUCCAGACCCGACUCUCUACCCGCUGGGCAGCAGACAAAUCCUGACUUGUACCAUUUAUGGUAUCCCUCAGCCUACCAUCACGUGGCUCUGGCAUCCCUGUAACCAUUCCAAAGCAAGGUAUGACUUUUGCUCCAAUAACGAAGAAUCCUUUAUCCUGGAUCCUGACAGCACUGUAGGAAACAGAAUUGAGAGCAUCACUCAGCGCACGGCAGUCAUAGAAGGAAAGAAUAAGACGGCUAGCACCUUGGUUGUGGCUGACUCUAGUAUUUCUGGAAUCUACACUUGCAUGGCUGCCAAUAAAGUCGGGACUGUGGAAAGAAACAUAAGCUUUUAUGUCACAGACGUGCCCAAUGGAUUUCACGUGAACUUGGAAAAAAUGCCUACGGAAGGAGAGGACCUGAAACUGUCUUGCACAGUUAACAAGUUCUUAUACAGAGACAUCACCUGGAUUUUGCUGCGGACAGUGAGUAACCGGACCGUGCAGCACAGCAUCAGCAAACACAAAGCGGCCAUCACGAAGGACUACUCCGUGACGCUUACCCUCCUCAUCAAGAACGUUUCCCUGGAAGACUCGGGCACCUAUGCCUGCCGAGCCAGGAACAUGUACACAGGGGAAGAAAUCCUCCAGAAGAAAGAAGUGACCAUUAGAGAUCAGGAAGCACCCUACCUCCUGCGAAACCUCAGUGAUCACACAGUGACCCUCAGCAGUUCUACGACUUUAGAUUGUCAUGCUAACGGUGUCCCAGAGCCUCAGAUAACCUGGUUUAAAAACAACCACAAAAUACAACAAGAACCUGGAAUUAUUUUAGGACCAGGAAGCAGCACGCUGUUUAUUGAAAGAGUCACGGAAGAGGAUGAAGGCGUCUAUCACUGCAAAGCCACCAACCAGAAGGGGUCCGCGGAGAGUUCGGCAUACCUCACCGUGCAAGGAACCUCCGACAAGUCUAACCUGGAGCUGAUCACUCUGACGUGUACCUGUGUGGCUGCAACGCUCUUCUGGCUCCUGUUAACUCUCUUUAUCCGAAAACUGAAAAGGUCCUCUUCUGAGAUCAAAACUGACUACCUAUCGAUUAUCAUGGACCCAGAUGAAGUUCCCCUGGAUGAGCAGUGCGAACGGCUCCCUUACGAUGCCAGCAAGUGGGAGUUUGCCCGGGAGAGACUUAAACUGGGCAAAUCGCUCGGAAGAGGGGCUUUUGGAAAAGUGGUCCAAGCAUCUGCAUUUGGCAUUAAGAAAUCACCCACGUGCCGGACCGUGGCUGUAAAAAUGCUGAAAGAGGGGGCCACGGCCAACGAGUACAAGGCUCUGAUGACCGAGCUCAAGAUCUUGACCCACAUCGGCCACCAUCGAAACGUAGUCAACCUGCUGGGAGCCUGCACCAAGCAAGGAGGGCCUCUGAUGGUGAUCGUUGAGUACUGCAAGUAUGGAAACCUAUCCAACUAUCUCAAGAGCAAACGGGCCUUAUUCUUUCUCAACAAGGAUGCAGCCUUGCACGUGGAGCCUAAGAAAGAAAAGAUGGAGCCAGACCUGGAGCAGGGCGAGAAACAAAGGCUAGAUAGUGUUACCAGCAGCGAGAGCUUCGCAAGCUCCGGGUUUCAGGAAGAUAAGAGUCUGAGCGAUGUUGAGGAAGAGGAGGAUUCUGACGAUUUCUACAAGCAGCCCAUCACUAUGGAAGAUCUGAUUUCUUACAGUUUUCAAGUGGCCAGAGGCAUGGAGUUUCUGUCUUCCAGAAAGUGCAUUCACCGGGACCUGGCAGCACGGAACAUACUGUUAUCCGACAACAACGUGGUGAAGAUCUGCGACUUCGGCCUUGCCCGGGAUAUUUACAAGAACCCCGAUUAUGUGAGGAAAGGAGAUACUCGACUUCCUCUGAAGUGGAUGGCCCCCGAAUCCAUCUUCGACAAGAUCUACAGCACCAAGAGCGACGUGUGGUCGUACGGAGUACUGCUGUGGGAAAUCUUCUCCUUAGGUGGGUCCCCCUAUCCGGGCGUGCAGAUGGACGAGGACUUCUGCAGCCGCCUGAAGGAUGGCAUGAGGAUGCGGGCCCCUGAGUAUGCCACGCCUGAAAUCUACCAGAUCAUGUUGGACUGUUGGCACAGAGACCCCAAAGAAAGGCCGAGAUUUGCAGAACUCGUGGAAAAACUAGGCGACUUGCUUCAAGCCAACGUACAACAGGAUGGCAAAGACUACAUCCCACUCAAUGCCAUACUGACAGGAAAUAGUGGCUUUACGUACUCAACUCCUGCCUUCUCUGAGGACUUCUUCAAGGAAGAUAUUUCUGCUCCGAAGUUUAAUUCAGGAAGUUCUGAUGUCAGAUAUGUGAAUGCUUUCGAUUUCAUCAGCCUGGAAAAAAUCAAAACCUUUGAAGAAUUUUCAACAAAUGUCACCUCCAUCCUUGAUGACUACCAGGUGGACAGUGGCACCCUGCUGGCCUCCCCCUUGCUGAAGCGCUUCACCUGGGCUGAGAGCAAACCCAAGGCCUCACUGAAGAUUGACUUGAGAGUAACCAGUAAGAGUAAGGAGUCGGGCCUUUCUGACCUCAGCAGACCCACAUUCUGCCACGCCAGCUGCGGGCACCUCAGCGCAGGCCAGCGCAGAUUCACCUAUGACCACUCGGAGCUGGAGAGGAAGAUGUCCUGCUGCUCUCCUCCCCCCGACUACAACUCCGUGGUCCUGUACUCCACCCCGCCCGUCUAAAGCCUGGCUCAGCACAGCCUUCUUUCUAGAACCACAUGUGUAUUUACACCCCCAGAAAACUAGCUUUUGCCAGUAUUACGCAUGUAGAAAUCGACACCUUUUCCUUUCCACAGGAGCCCGCUGCUUUUCUGUGAUUGUUAAUAGUGCUUUUGUCUCUUUGACUAACAAGAAUGUAACCCCACAUAGAGGAAUAGUGACAAGAGAAGAGCACCACUGCCAACCAUCGCAGGACUCAGCGGGUGGGAGAAAUCCUUCCUCAGCCCCAGGACUUGCCUCUCCUCCCUGGGACCGCAGGGCUCUGGGUGGUUCAGGACACACGCGGUCACCUGUCGUGGCAGUAGACUCCGCGGGCCAGCAAGGCCUGUGAUGCCAAAGGUGUGGCUCUGGGGUCCUGCAGCAGCAGACACGGCAGUGAGGGGGGAGGAGGAGGAGGAAGGGAGAGACGAGGGAUUUGAGCUGCGCCUCGUGGGGAGGGAGUGGGACACAGACAGUGCCAUUGGGUCCACGUUCAAGAACCCAGCUGGGGAGCGGACAGGACAGAGGGGUGAGGGGAGGUAAGAAAGGCCAAACAUAACUUUUGGAACUACCAAGCAGAUUGUAAAACCUUAGCUAUGGGAGGAGUUCUGUGCCAUGUGGGGCACAGCUUUUGUUUCCAGCACUGAGCGUGGAGCUCAAAGCCGAGUCCAUCCCACCAGGUCCCCCAGUGGGACACGCUGACCCUGCGCCCUGAGCUUGGGAGGCCCCGGGCAUGGUGGCCUCACCACACACGCUGUUCCCAGGAAGCUCACCCCCAAGUGAGUCUGGUCUGUUAGGUCACCUGUUAGUCUUAAGGCCACAUUUUUGAAGAUAAUAUCAGAUUCUAUUUUGAGUACUAAUAUAUAGUCAAGACACUUAGCUCAGUUUUUUUAUUAACCUGUUUCAUACAGUUAGUUAUUAAAGGAAGCUGAGGAGAAGGAAAACAGUCUUGUGGACCCAAACUAGAAUAGAUGGAGAAAAAGAGAGAAGGUGGAGUGAAAACCCCACCUCCACACCAACCAGACCAACUCCCUGAAACCAUGGGGACCCAGGGACAGAAGUCAACCACGUGUCCUUCUUAUUCACUGGGGACCCCGCUCUCUCACGCCUGUCUCCUGGACAGAAGAGCAUUAACCAAUGUCUAUUAAGCACUUUACGCUCCUUGAGGAAAAAGGUGGUAUGUAAUUUAUGCAAGAUACUUCUAGAACUGGGACUCAGGAUAUUAGUUAAUGAGCCAUCCAUAGGAGAACAGCCUCUUUUCCUCUACUUUGGGCCUUGCCUCAGGUCUGAGGAUGAUGGAAAUAGGGAGACAGGGUACAAACGCGUGCCUACGUCUCAGGGUCGAGAGGCCCUGGACCCCUCACUGGCUCUGCCUGAUGCUGUGUGUUUAGGACGUGCGCACCUUCUGGGGCCAGUGGGAGCCGGACAGGCCACAGGGAAUCGCUGCUCCUGGUAGAGAAGAGGAUGCUUCCCUGACUUCACUCUAGAAACUGAGACGGAAGUGACAGACGGGCUGUGCUUCCUGCCCCACGUGUCAGUCUUGCUUCGAGGCGCAUCGUAGGAAGAGAAGGGAGAGCGCGCACAUCCCCAGCGAGACAGCGGCCGCUCCGGGGGGGGGGCUCUGCUGGAGGGGCCUCUGGCCACCAACAGCCAAGUUCAAACAGAAUCGGGCCAGGGCCAGAGGAGAGGGAAAGUCUUCUUCCUCUUUACAAGCACACGAGCACCUGUGACCCCUGGCAACAGUAGAAAUCAGGUAACCGGGAGGUGGUUAAACAGGGAAAAUAAAAGAUUCUCUAGUUUUUUCAAAUCCAUUAAGGAUCCAACAAUUAGGGAAAACAAAGAAAAACCUUAGUUAUACAUAUAAUGUCUUGAUUUCAAUAAUCUAACUCUUAAUCCUUAAGAGGCCUUCGUAAUACCAUCUUUCCAAAAGACAAAGAAGCCGUUAGACUCUGUUAAAUUGGCUUCCUCAGAGACUCAGGUCUGUCCAUCAGUCCAGUUUUAUCUGGAGUCUUAAGACAGAAUGAAAACUGGAAGCUGGGAGGAAUGAGUGUAUCCAGUGGCAAAGGGCUUGUCAGAGACGGGUUCGUUGAAACAGCACUGAAAAUUACAUCACUAGUGGACGGAUGGUAUUACUAGACCCAUUUGUCAUUUCUGACAAAAAUGGUUGGCAUGAACAAUUAGGGGACGGCACUCCCUUUUCAGGACUUGUGAGAUCGCGCACACGGAGCAGUGUGGGUAGGAGGGGACGGGAACCACGCACAAGCCUGUAUCUAGUUGGUCUAAGGGUGAUGCUCAGACCCGUGGAGCAAGUGUGUCCAAAUCCUGAAAAGGUUACCUAGGUCUUCCGGCUGUGCCUCGUUUCCCAGCCCAUAAAAAUGUCAAACAGGAAACAAAUACGUGUCGGCCCCUUUUAACUGAUUAAAGAAGGAGCACGUCUUUGACUGACAGUGGUAGUAACUAUAUGUAUAUUUGUAUGUGUGUGUUUUGUGCAGAACUAUUUAAGGAAACUGGAAUUUUAAAGUUACUUUUAUACAAACCAAGAAUAUAUGCUGCAGAUAUAAGACAGAAUCUCGUCCUACAUCUCUAGUCACUAUGAAUGUAUUU
Hippopotamus amphibius kiboko is the source of this 6970-nucleotide messenger RNA. It is a transcript of the gene FLT1, whose product is annotated as fms related receptor tyrosine kinase 1. NCBI's taxonomy places the organism in Eukaryota, Metazoa, Chordata, Mammalia, Artiodactyla, Hippopotamidae. The transcript has 30 exons. Gene Ontology annotation, cellular component: plasma membrane; signaling receptor complex. Gene Ontology annotation, molecular function: ATP binding; vascular endothelial growth factor receptor activity. Gene Ontology annotation, biological process: cell migration; protein phosphorylation; vascular endothelial growth factor receptor signaling pathway. The record is from RefSeq and is a predicted model, not a curated record. The coding region runs from base 332 to 4351 and encodes 1339 amino acids.